Drosophila navojoa is the source of this 3032-nucleotide messenger RNA. RefSeq names its product vacuolar protein sorting 33B (gene Vps33B). Gene Ontology annotation, biological process: vesicle-mediated transport. The record is from RefSeq and is a predicted model, not a curated record. NCBI's taxonomy places the organism in Eukaryota, Metazoa, Arthropoda, Insecta, Diptera, Drosophilidae.
GCUACGACUCGGACGAGUUGGAUGUGCCCCAGUGGCUGAACGACCAUUUCUUCAGAGAGAUCUUGGCUGAGCAUUUCAAGAUACCUGAAUUGAAAGUCGUCGAUGUAAAUUUCUUGCCAGCCUGUGCCAAGGGAGAUCAUUGCUUGAGUGCGAUGUUUCGCGCCGUCGUUGAAUAUGAAACAACAAAGAAUAAUAAUGCAUCAAGGAUAUCCCUGAUAAUCAAGACAAUGCCCGAACAGGAGGGUCCGGCGAAAGAGCUAUUAGACGAAUCGCACAUCUUUAAGACGGAGAUUGAAGUAUACACCAAGGUUCUGCCCAAGCUCGAGGAAAUAUUGCGAGAGGUGGGUGAUGAUACCACAUUUGGUGCUUCCUGUAUCUAUCAUAGCUUGAAGCCGCAUCAAGUUAUGGUGUUUGAGGAUCUGUUACCACUGGGCUACGCCAUCGUUCGAAGAUUUGCCAAUGCAGAGGAGCUCCAAGCAGCGCUAACAAAGCUGGCCAAGUGGCACGCAGUUAGCUUCAAGUUGCUUAAGGAACAAACUAAGCUGUUCGAUCAUCUGCAGUAUGACAUUAGCACACUCCCGAACAUUUUAAAGCAAGCGCACAUUACGCAAGCCUUGGGUCACUUUUUAAAUAUGCUUGACAAUGUGGAGAGCUUGAAACCUUAUCGAAAAUACUUUGAGCAAAUGCACAAGAAAGGAAACCUCAUCCAGAACUGGGUGAACAUUCUACGCGAAUACCGCGACAAUCGCCAAGAAAACGGUUACUAUGUGCUCUGCCAUGGAGAUUUUCAUCUGCGUAAUAUAAUGUUCAGAGGCGUCGAGUGUUUGCUAAUUGAUUUCCAGAUGACCCACGUGGGACAUAUGACCAACGACAUAAUAUACGCUAUGUAUGCGCUGUUCGAUGUGGAGAUACGUAGAGAGAGAUCGGAUGAAUUGAUUAACAACUAUUUCCAAACGUUCUUGAAUACCCUAAAGCAGAUCGGCUACCAGUACAGGCUACCCAACUUGAUUGAGUUUCGGCGACAAAUGUUUGAAAAAAGAGAUCAUGAAAGUGCUAAAGGUAUCGCAGACAUAUUCUCUCAAAUGGAUGUUACAUUGGAGAAGAAACUGCAAGGAUUUCAACUGGUAGCGCAGGAAAAGUUGCAGGCUAUAUUAUGUUCCAUACCGGGCAAGAAAGAGCUCAUCUUAGAGCCAGAACUGAUCAAGCCGCUGGAGCACGUAUGCACCGCUUCCUGGCUGAAGUUGAAGGGAAUCCAACGCAUUUACAAGCACGAUGCGAAACAACGUCUGCCCCGCGACGACGACCAGGUGCACAUUUAUAUGAUUCGUAGUCUACUGGGCACCUACCAAACGCUGCUCCGGCAACUGCAGCCACUGGCGAUGCAGAUAUCUAGUGAGUCACCGGACUUGGAAUUGCGUGCAUAUCACAUAAUUUGCGUGCCCAGCUGCUAUGGUUAUUUCCAUGCGCUGCUCGAGCAGGCGGGAUUGUGUGGUCUGGUGCAGCUGCAUCAUUACAAUUGGGAUUUUAUAUAUUUGGACCAAGGCGUGCUUAGCCUAGAGCUACCGAAUCUCUACGAGUGCCUGUAUCUGCAAGGCAACAGUUCUGCGUUGCCCGCGAUGGCGCAAAGCUUGCGUCUGUUGCAAAUGAUUUGCGGUCAACCUGCUGUGACGCUCACAUUUGGCAAUCACUCGGCGCAACUAAUGCAUUUGCUGCAGGCGCUGGGCACAGUUCCUCAGCCUCCCAACCCACCAGAUUUUGGCGCCUGGCUAAUAAUGGACAGAGAUAAGGACUACGUAUCGACAUUGCUAACGCCUGCCAUUUAUGCUGGCCUGCUUUUGGAGGUGUUCCAGCUGCGCGCCGGCGAAAUUGUCGUCGACAAUGCCAACAACAAAAUACGCACCCAAAAAUUGCACCUGCUCCAGGGAAAAACUGAAUAUGCCACCAAUCAAGGCAAGCCCAGUUGCAUCCGUCUCAACUCCGCCUGUGAUGAGAUCUACGGCGACAAUCGAUACAAACAUUUUGCGCAAGCUAGCAGCCUGGUGCGCGCCCAAGUGAAGGCAUUGGGGCUAGAGUUGCAGAAGCUCAACGACAUGCAGCUGGAGGAAAUGCACGACUAUGUGGCACGUAAACUGCCCAAGCUAACGGAGCUGAAGGCCAAAGUAUUGCGUCAUCUGAACGCCUCUGAGAUAGUCAUACAAAUGCUGGGCAAUUUCCGCCGGCUUCAAACGCUUGAAGAGGACAUCCUCAAUAAUGUGUCACGCAAACGUUUGCUCACCGAGAUCGACGAAUUGCUGACAACGGACGGACAGCGUUUCAACACAUUGCGCUUGCUCUGCCUGCUGCAUUUAUGCGCAGGCGUUGCGCCCGAGGAACUGCAAAGCUUUGCUCGGAAUUAUUGCAACAUGUUUGGCCAUCGAGAGCUGUGCGUGUUCCAGCAGCUGGCACAGGCUGGCCUGUUGCCGGUACUUCAGCCAGAACGCAAGACAUCUGCCAAACUGUUGUCCAAUUUGCCACUGCCCAAGUUUCAACAAACCGAAUUUCAAGCCAAUGCCAACCGCCUGAAACUGUUGACCUCUUGUGCGGACUCGGAGCAGCCGGCAGCGGCUGGCAGUGCCAGUGGUCAUCCAGCUAUCAAGUCCUGUCCCAGCUUUGUAUUCAAUGGAAUGUACAUACCGCUCGCAGCACAGCUCUGCUCCAUGCUCCUCAAUGCUACCAGCAGUGAGCAGUUGGCCACAAAGCUGGCCAUGAUCGAAGGUCUACAGGUGCACGUGGGCGCACAAGCUAGCACUCCCAAGGCCUAUGCGGCACAUUUAAAAACAGCAUCAACCGAAAAUGCAGAUGUCUUUCCUCUGCGCCUGCGCAACUUAUUUGUCUUUGUGGUAGGAGGCGCCAAUUAUGCGGAAAUUGCAGCCUGUGAUUUUGUGAGCAAACUAACUGGCGCCCAAAUAACUGUUGCCUCGGAUACACUACUAGCGGGAAGCGAUCUUAUCGCUGCUGCAUUCAAUCACUGAAUCUACAACAAUCAAAGUUUA